AUGGAGGAUCGCGAGUCGAGCGUUGUGUCGUCGGUCGACUUUUACGGCUCAGACGCAAAUGCUACACAUGCGCCUGCCCCAGCUGUUCCCAGUGACGCGCCGCUGCCGAAGCGAAAGGCAGACGAUGCGCCAGCUGAGCCCGACAAGAAGCGCAAGUUGGAGCUGGACGCGUCGUCGCCGCCCUACGACUUGCCAUGUUGCGCUGGCCUGCCUCCAGAGCUGUGGCAGCAUGUUUUCUCCUUUUGUUCUCUUGCAGAUCUUGGUCGAUUGAUUCAGGUCAAUCGACCUUUCCUUUCCUACCUCACAGACGUGCGCACUGCCUCGACUUCAAAGUCGGGCCAUGGCCGUCUGCAUCUCCUAAAGUCUGAAUCGUUGUGGGCCUCUGCCCGCAAUGCACUAUGUACAAAGCCCCCGAAGCCGCUCCCAGGCUUCAGCGAGCUGCAAAUGUGGCAGCUGGCCUGGUCCAAGAGAUGCCAGUUUUGUAAUAAACUUGAUUCUUAUACACCAGGCGAGCGUAUAUGGCAAAAGGGCCCCGGCAACACAGGCGUGCGCGCCAUCUGGCCCUUUGCUAUCAGAGCGUGUGGGCCAUGUCUGCUACAACAGUGCCAGACGGACGCAAGCCUUCUCUUCUCAACUGCUUCCGCAGUGCGACCCGCGCUCCCCUUUGCGCUCCUCACAAAUGAUCAGCACUACAUUGCCGCCUACACAUUGCAAUCUGCCACUACGCCAGCUGACGUUGAAAUUGCAAAGUACUAUUACAAAAACGACGUGCAAGACAUGACACAAGAGCUCAACGAGGCACUUGGCCGGGGCCCGGCAGCAGCCGAAGAAUGGGCCAAAGGCCUCGAAGCCAGAGGAAGAGAGCGUAUGAAGCUCGCCGAAAACUGGGAGCGCUGGGAAGUCAAAAAUCAGUGGUGGGAGCAGCACAACGAGGGCAAGCGCGCAGCAUCUGCAGCUCCUUCACAGCCCGCCACGUCACACAAGCGGCCGUCCAGGUCACCCCCUCGCCGAACCCCGUCUCCUAUAAUUCAUGCCCCGAUUCCAGCAACACCAUCGUCUCAGCAAGGGCAAGCGCGCCCGCCCACGGUUCCACCACAGGCCUUUACCCCAUCUGGACAAAGAAACCUUCACGAUGCAAAUGAGGCCAAAGCAACUCGCAAGACGGACAUAGAACGUCGGUGUCAGCAAAUGGAACCCCCAAUUGCUCCCAACGUCCUGCGCCACAUGGACUCGUUCAAGGCCGCGAUCCAAAUCCCGCAGCCAAUGAAUGACUAUGCAUGGAGUGUGCUUCAACCCCGCCUGAUCGCCCAACUCCCUGCUGCCCAACAAGCAGAAGCUGACCACGUGGCCCGCGCUGCUUCCCACUCGUCAAAAGCAGCAGACCGCCGUCACCUAGACGCAAACUCCAAGGAAGCGCGGGAAGUCAUGGACCGCGAGUGGGAAGAGUCUCAGCGCCCAAUUCGUGACAGACUCGACGCCAUUGCCGACGAAUUCAUCAAUCGGGACUGGGAUCACGGCAACGCGGUCACUUACGAAAACAGCCCGAAAUUUGCAGCCGAUCUUCUUGCCUACGUGCGCCGCACAUUCUACGCUGAGAGAGCGCGUAGCUCUACUGACCAUGCAGAUUCUAAACCCAAGCUUGUUCUGGACAAUAUGAAGUGGGUGUAUGACAACAAAAUCAAACCAUUAACAGAACAGUUCCGCAAGGACAUCUUCUUGUGCCAUGGCCAAGGAUGCGAGCACAACAACAAAUACUACGGGUUUGAAGGUGUUACCCAGCACUACGGAGCCAAACAUACCUCCAACUUCAGCUCAGGAAACGUGGUCGUGGCGUGGAGAGAAGCUGAAUGGCCUGAGGAGACCCCGUUCCAUCCAGACCCUAGUUCCGUGAAACCUCUCCAUGCCCACCACCCGUCUUCUGGCACGAAUGGUAAUGCCAUAGCACCACCACCCAGCAUGCCACCGCCUGGUCAAGGAGUUCCUGAGAUCGUUCCCAGCGGUACAGAAGAUACUGGCCAAAGCACUAGCUCGUUUGACAAGCAAGUAAGUUCAGUCAUCGAGAUGACCCAGGACAUCUGGAAGCGUACCUCUGGUGUCAAGGACAUGCCAAACAGUCUCCGCAUCUACAUUUUGCUACACCGCGUCAUCUCCAAGUUCCAUGUGGAGUUCAACCACGAGCCAAAUUUGAACCACUUCAUUGAUGCUCUAUCUAAUCAUGAGAUGCCUAAAGCAUUAAAGAAUGCACCAGGUCUCUCGUGCAAAGCUUGUCAGGUUGGGUCUGCACAUCAGCCUCCGGGCUCUUUCUACUCGAAAGCGGAAGAAAGGACGACAUACACCGUUUUGGGUCUGUUGUCGCACUUUAGGACGCAACAUCUUCCGUACCAGCACUCAAGUUUUGGCCACCCUGUACCGGGCACUGCACUGGAUUGGAAGGAAAACAUGAUCGAGCUUCCUAGUGAACGUUUCAUUUCCGGACUAAUCCACGCUCCGGGUAUGGACGACGAGAAGCUACUAAUGAUAGCGACCGUCUUUCCGAGCUUGUUUCCCAUGCCACUGCCCAAAAUCGGUGUGAUUGAUAGCCACGGAUUAGCCUCACCUGCGUCUUCUGGCCCCAAGGAUCCAGAAAAGGCCCCAGGCAUAGUUGAGGUUUCUCUUGAGACAGCUGCUCCUGCACGUGCCGGCCCCGCGGGCAUGAUCGCUGCGGAUGCAAAUGUGGCUCUUCCUCCAAAACCGUUGGAAGCUGGAUAUGACCCUCUUCGACCAGGUCUCAAUACCGAACCGCAGGAAGUACCAGGUGCCAUGAAUAGGAAACGUUCCUACCGAGACAGUCCGCCUAGUGAGCGUAGACAACACCAGUAUCCCGAACCUCGGUACUAUGUAGGUGAUCUGCAACACUCCAAGCAUGUUCAUGCAACUGACUUUUCUGUCUGUCAGGUGGCCAGGGAUCAUUUGGAUGAUGGCUAUCACCGUCCACGAGAGUACGAUUAUGCUCCAAGCCCCAGAAUCGUUCAUGCAGGCCCGGCAUAUGACGACUACCCUGGUCGCCGGACGGCGUUCCGGGAACAGGAGCGAUUCUAUGGACCACCGGACGAGAUUGUCUACGCGCACCCGCGCGAAGGAAGUCAUGGUAGCCGGGAAUACAGUGCGUAUCCUCGGCAGGUACGGUACUAUGAAGAAGAGGAGCACCGCCCUGAAUACCGGUUUGUGAACGAGCGUCGUUCGCGAGACGACAGCCCUCCUCGAGCACUGUCUGCAGCGGAGCGGUUCCUGGCAGAGAACGAACCUCCACAGCCCUCGUUGGCACAACAGCCAGAGGCAGAACCUGCUACACCAGUGCAGGAGAAUGAGAAUGGAUCACGCUACACUCCUCCACCCACAGAUGCUCCUGCGCCAGCCGAGGCCAAUGCACCGAUUCGUCCGCUCGGGCCACCGCAUCCCAGAGCCCCAUCUACCGUUUCAAAUGGUUCUAGAUUUGAUGACUACCAACCAAAUGGACACCGAAUGCCCAUGUCUGGACCGGGCGGCCCGCCACGGAGGUCUGGUCCACAGCGUCGACGAGAUCGGCCGCAUGACCAACGUGGGCCUUCUCGGUACCAGCGGUAUAUGAGUGUCGCGCGUGACGAUCCAUACGGUCGUGGGUCGAGCAUGAGUCGCUCGCAAAGCAGAAGAUACGAGGAGCAACGUCGCCGUAUCGAUCAACAGGAAACCCCGCAGCCCAAUGCCGAACCAGACUACGAGCCAGACUACUCCAGAGAGCAUAGCGCUGAUCAUUCCGUACAAGACGAUAGUUUCUUCCCGCCUCCACGUCGUCAGCCCCGGGGCUAUGUAUCCGUACAAGAUCGUCUUCAUCCCCAUACUCGUGCAUACUCGCCUCCCCGAUACCGCUACGACGAACCACGCGGCCCGCAUUACGUAGACGAGUAUGGCCACCCGAUCCAUGAGUAUGAAGUCAUUCGAGUACCCAGACACCGCGACCCAUAUAUGCCCCACCAACCUCACCGCUACGAGCCUGAGCCAUAUAGAUAUGUGCAGUAUGAACGACCACCGCCACAGCGGUAUAAUAGCCGACACGAAGAGUACAUGUACUAUGAAGAGAGGGAGAGGCCUAUACCGAGGAGGCCAGCGCAGGAUGCAGAGAGCGAUGUAUACGAGCCACCGCCGCCAGAGAUCAAGGUAGAGAGCGUGCCUGUACCCAUGCCACCUGAGGCAUCAUGA
Pyrenophora tritici-repentis Pt-1C-BFP is the source of this 4215-nucleotide messenger RNA. Lineage: Eukaryota; Fungi; Ascomycota; Dothideomycetes; Pleosporales; Pleosporaceae. The record is from RefSeq and is a predicted model, not a curated record.